Messenger RNA from Alosa sapidissima (American shad), 1214 nucleotides. Its product is annotated as putative methyltransferase DDB_G0268948. The record is from RefSeq and is a predicted model, not a curated record. NCBI's taxonomy places the organism in Eukaryota, Metazoa, Chordata, Actinopteri, Clupeiformes, Clupeidae. Gene Ontology annotation, molecular function: S-adenosylmethionine-dependent methyltransferase activity. The transcript has 6 exons. The coding region runs from base 139 to 957 and encodes 272 amino acids.
UCUCUCUCUCUUUCUCCCCCACCCCUCUCUCUCUCUAAGGCUCAUUUUGGUUUUUCCACUGGAGGAACUUGAUCUUCCCUGUUUUCUUGCUCGUCUGUUUCUUUUUAUUUGUUUUCUCAUUUGGAAUUCUGGGUAGGGAUGAGUGUCCGUCUGUUUGAAGGGAAAGAGCAUGCUCUCUCCUACUGGAAAUACAGGAUCUCUCCAUCAGAAGAAAUCAUCAACAAGAUUUUAAACUUCCUGGAAAAACAUAGGAGUCGGCCCUUUGAGCUGGUGGUGGAUGUGGGCUGUGGGUCGGGGCAGGGCACUGUGCUGCUUGGCCCACACUUCUCCAAAGCAGUGGGGACCGACAUUAGUCCAGCUCAGCUGGAGAUGGCCAUUCAGCAUUCCACAGCUGAGAAUAUCACAUACAGAGAAUGCCCUGCUGAGCAACUUCCUUUUGAAAAUGCCGCGGUGGACCUUGUGACGAGCAUGUCAGCGUUUCACUGGUUUGAUCAUCCACGCUUCCUCAAAGAAGCAGACAGGAUACUGAAGCCUCAAGGAUGCCUUGCACUCCUAAAUUACACCAUUGUAGACAUGGAGCUUAGCUACGGAGACUGCACAGAUACUCUCAAUCAAAUCUGCAAGGAGCUAUCUGAUGCCCUCAUGCCAUACAGGAAUCCGUACCUGGGCACUAACUCACUGGAUCUUUACAAGAAAGCCUAUGACAUGCUUGAAUACCCUGACAAGGAAUGGCAUGAACCUCUUUGGGUGAGAAAGACUGUUCCUCUGUCCAACUAUAUUGGACUGGUAGAAUCCUUCUCUCCCUACCAGGCUAUUUUACGUGAAGACCCAGAGAAGGCCAGAAGACUUUCCCAGGACACAACUGAGAGGUUGCUGAAGGCGAUGGGGGUGACGUCUCCAGACACAGAAGUUGUCAUGUCCAUCAGGUAUUACUGUCUGCUGGCCCGCAAACCUUAGUCGGCAGAGUUCACCCAAGACCUAACAUCUUAACAGUUGGGCUUUUGUUUCAACACUCCUGAGAGGGCGAUGGGACCCCGUUUGUUUGUGAGCAUAUGGAACUUUCACUGUUAGCCUACCUUUUUUCCAUUUUAUUUUUCUGUCAACAUCAAUCCACAAAAAAUGGAUUUGCACUGGAAGUUAUGUUUUCACAGCAAACUAUACCGUUCUCUUUCAAAUGGCCUACUUGUCACCAAUAAAUCUGAAUUUCCAUUUGA